Phycomyces blakesleeanus NRRL 1555(-) is the source of this 417-nucleotide messenger RNA. RefSeq lists its product as hypothetical. Bases 1 to 417 code for a protein of 138 amino acids. The record is from RefSeq and is a predicted model, not a curated record. The transcript is spliced from 8 exons. NCBI's taxonomy places the organism in Eukaryota, Fungi, Mucoromycota, Mucoromycetes, Mucorales, Phycomycetaceae.
AUGCCACUUUGCGUCUGCGUCUGCCUCUGCGUCUGCAUCUGCAUCUGCAUCUGGGUAUUUACAUGCAUAUCUGUAGUGCAUAUAAUCUGCCGGUUAUUUAUUGUGAUCGAUCCAGUGAUUUUGAGUAGCCGGUUCAACACUGUAAACGUACCUGACUGUAUAUGGUCAUGUCCCGAGCCAAAGGCUUGUUACACAAGCAGAAAAAAGAGAAAAUCAAGUGAAUAUAGCAAGAUUUCAAAAAUUUCAAAAAAAAACAACUCGCAUAUGUUGUCAUUUUACAUCCUCUGCAAAUAUAAUCUUGUGAUUUACAGUCAGAGUUGGUCAGUCCAGACAGUCCAGACAGUUCAAUUCAGUGAAGUUCAGUCUAGUCUAGUCAGUCACUUAAUCAAUCAAUCGAUCAAUCAAUUGAUCAGUUAA